AUGUCGCUCAUCAAUUCCUGCAAACCCAAAUUUGAAAAUGAUGCCACUGACGGCUCCAUUUCUUCUCAGCGGUCGAAAUCGAACCCUACCAUACAGUUCUUCGUAAAAUUGUUUUCUGAAAUGGAAACAUUAGUUAUCCGAGCUGAUGUUAACGACACGAUUGAGCACGUUCUUGAUUUGAUCCAAUCGAAAUCUGGAAUUCCAUUGAACGGGCAGCCGUUAAUCUAUAAGAGCAAGCAGCUUUACCCGGAGCAAACCCUAGGGCAAUGUUGUGUCGAAAAUGAUGCUGUUUUACAGGUGGUUGGAGUCAUGCCGAGUACUCGUCAUGUGAGAGCUCAACAAACAUCUGAUGAGAUUGUUUCAUUGAUUUGGAGAUUGUGUAAACGGAAUCCGGGGAAUAAAUCUUGGGACAGUGAAGCACGUUACCUGAUUCGAAGAAACCUGACUGAUUAUUUCACGGAUUUGCUGUCGAGUGAUAAUGAUAUGGCUAUAGGGGAUCUGCAGGUAUUCUCGUAUUCUGGUGCACCAGCUGCGUUAGCAAUGUUAUAUAUGUCUCCGGAUCAUAUGAUAUUUGGUGAUGAGUUGAUACGACAGUUGGUUUGGGUCAUUGCGUUUAUGCCUCCAUAUUCCUUCCAACAAUGUGUCCCUAUUUUGCUUGAGAUUUGCAAGCCGUUGCGUGGGAUGCCAUAUUAUGGUGAAAAUGUUAUCUUUGACACAUGCCGAACUUGUCUUAGUUCUAUGGUAGCUUGUAUCGAAAUUGAGGCAGCAUCGGAUGGAGGUUCCGUUACUUUAAUUUAA
Messenger RNA from Daucus carota subsp. sativus, 798 nucleotides. RefSeq lists its product as uncharacterized. NCBI's taxonomy places the organism in Eukaryota, Viridiplantae, Streptophyta, Magnoliopsida, Apiales, Apiaceae. The record is from RefSeq and is a predicted model, not a curated record. The coding region runs from base 1 to 798 and encodes 265 amino acids. The transcript has a single exon. Gene Ontology annotation, molecular function: protein binding.